AUAAAAUUUAUCCAAAAUGGACAAACAAAUCGAAUAUCGCAUAGCUACACAGAAAGAUUAUAAUUCAGUUCUAGAAUUUCUACGUGAACACUAUUACCCAGAGGAACCACUGACCAUAGCUAGUGAACCAAUUGAGCAAGAUUCUCACGAUGAGGAAGCCAACAUGUCAAACAUUGAACAUGGAACUUGUGUAAUUGCUAUCAGCGAUCAGCAAAUAGUUGGUGCAUUUCUAGCUGGGCCCAAAUAUCCGGAUGAAGAGAAGAAAUUGCUAGAGGAAGCUUCACAUAUUCCCAAUACAAAAUGGGCCAAAGCAUUGCUAUUUUUAGCUGCUCUUGAAAGAGAUUCAAAUGUCUACGAGAAGUAUAAUGUUGAUAAGGCGAUACAUGGUCAUGUUUUGGCUGUUGAUAAGAAAUUUCGUGGGAAUGGAAUUGGACUGAAACUAUUCGAGAAAUCAAUGGAAAGGGCAAGGGAAUUAGGUUUCCCAUUGUACAGUAGCGAUUGCACGAGUGUUUAUUCAGCACAACUGUGUGAUCGCUUGGGCAUGGAUUGUGUGAAUGUGUGCGCAUUUGCUGAUUAUCGUGCGCCAGACAGUGAUGUGCAAGUAUUUUUUCCUCCAGGGGAACACAAAUUUGUAAAAACUUAUGCUAAAAGACUUGUAUAGAUAAAUAAAGAAAAUGCGAAUGAGAAAUAUAAUGUUCUGUUUUGCUUUGGUUUUCAAUAGUUAUAAUGUACCUAUAGAAAAAUU
Molecule: messenger RNA, 745 nt
Organism: Episyrphus balteatus (marmalade hoverfly)
Lineage: Eukaryota; Metazoa; Arthropoda; Insecta; Diptera; Syrphidae
Product: arylalkylamine N-acetyltransferase-like 2
Exons: 1
Coding region: 17-661 (214 amino acids)
Molecular function (GO): N-acetyltransferase activity
Source: RefSeq, a predicted model, not a curated record